UUGAUGGACCCAGGCUUCUUCUGGACAGAGCGAUUGUGAUACAGUUCGUUUCUUCCACCCCCCCUCCCUCUCUUUCUCUCUGUCAGUGUUAUUUUUGGAAAGCUCAUGUCCCUCCUCCGAAGUUUCAGCUCAGCAGCAGGUUGUAUUUCACAGGCUCCAGCUGAUGGGAACCAUGCCUUGUCACUGCGCGCCGCCGCUGGGGAAGCAGCAGAGAACCUUAAUUUGAAAUUAAGGAAGAGAAGUUCAGCCCAAGGUAUUGAACAGACAGCAAUAGAGAAAGUUGGACUGAGUUACGAUGGGAGAAUGGAACUUCCUCAGCGAUCUCCUCGAUUCCGUCCAGAGCCACUCGCCUAUGCUGGGUCGCAUUUGGCUUCUCCUGAUGAUAAUUUUCCGGAUGCUCGUUCUGGCCACGGUGGGCAGUGACAUUUUUGAGGACGAGCAAGAGGAGUUUGCCUGCAACACGCUGCAGCCGGGGUGUAAACAGGUCUGUUACAACAAGGCCUUUCCUAUUUCACCUUUCAGGUUCUGGGUGUUCCACAUUGUGAUUCUGUCCAUCCCAACCCUACUGUUUGUGGUCUAUGCUGUGCACCAGUCCUCGAAGGAUAAGAAGCCAGAGAACGUUAGCAUCAUCGAAAGUAAAGGGCUGGCCUCUGAAGGGCCAAGAUUACAGAAAUUCUACUUGAUUCAAGUGAUUCUGCGUCUGCUCACUGAGAUCGGCCUCGUCGUUUGUCAGUUUUUAAUAUAUGGCUUUACGAUCGAACCCCAGUUUCUCUGCACCGGCUUCCCAUGCCCUCACACUGUGGACUGUUUUGUUUCCCGUCCAAUGGAGAAGACAGUGUUUUUAAUGUUCUACUUCGUAAUUGGUGUCCUUUCUGCAAUUGUUAGCUUUGUAGAAUUGGUCCACGUUAUUCGCAAAUUGUUUUAUCGGAAGCCACUGAAAGCCUGCGAGCAACAAAACCGGUCAAACAGUGACUAUGAGAAAGGUAGGGAUCCCCACGCAGUCCGGCUGAUAGAGAAGAAAAGUGCAAUCAGUUGCAACACCAACGAUUCUGACAUAGAGUCUACUCACAAGAGCAAAUCAUUAGACAGCAGUAACAGUGCAAGAUCCUCACGGUCAAGUACAAAGAAACCCCCUCUUCAUAUCUAAGAGGAAGUGGUGUAGGAUCUGAUUGGUCAUGGACUUUCAUACUGAACAACUUUUAAGCAAAAAAUAAGUGACAGAGACUGAAAUCUUAACAAGUGCAAAAUCAGGUCUGAUCAGAACCUUCUGUGGGUCAAUGGAGACAGAACAAACUUAACUGUUCAUUCAACUCCACUUGCUGUCUGUCCACAUGCUUGUGAUUUUAUUUUGGUUGACCUAAUCAUUUCUGUGGUGAUGGAAAGGAUUGCUGUUGAAUAGUGGAAGUUGUUAAAGUUAACAAGGUAUUCUGGAAAUUGAUGAUCACCUUUGUUUAAAGGGCAGGGAGAAUAUUUCCUCAGGGAGUGAUGUGUUGGGAUGGGGAUGGGGUGACAGGUUGGGGGAAGGGGUUUGGUUGGUGGCUUAAGUGAUUUCGUCGAGUCCCUAAUUCAACAGACUGUAGCAGAUUAUGUUAGAUCUGUGAAGUAGCUGCCAAUGGAGAUUAUUUUCUUAAACUCGUACAGAAAACACCUUUCCUUUCCUUUUACUAAUUACAGUGCCUGAUAAAUCUACAGGGACCUCACUGAAACAGAAUGGGCAUUAGGAGUAGCCUACUGGGGCAAGAGCCUACAAGCUGUAGCCACACUAUGUUGGCAGUGGUCACUUCAUUGACUUAGUAGCUAACAUGAAUGUGUGAGUGUGCAAAUGUCUCACAAUUCAAGCUGGGUCUGGUUAGUUUUAGCUGGGGAUUUGCAGGAAGGGUAUUUAUGGAGGAGGGUGUUGGCUAGGGCUGCUCAGGGCGGUACAGUGGCUCAGUGGUUAGCACUGCUGCCUCACAGUGCAAAGAACCCAGGUUGAA
Messenger RNA from Rhincodon typus (whale shark), 1976 nucleotides. Its product is annotated as gap junction delta-3 protein-like. The record is from RefSeq and is a predicted model, not a curated record. Lineage: Eukaryota; Metazoa; Chordata; Chondrichthyes; Orectolobiformes; Rhincodontidae. The coding region runs from base 296 to 1147 and encodes 283 amino acids. The transcript has 2 exons. Gene Ontology annotation, cellular component: connexin complex. Gene Ontology annotation, biological process: cell communication.